Molecule: messenger RNA, 3188 nt
Organism: Thunnus maccoyii (southern bluefin tuna)
Lineage: Eukaryota; Metazoa; Chordata; Actinopteri; Scombriformes; Scombridae
Product: tyrosine-protein kinase yes-like
Exons: 12
Coding region: 1250-2908 (552 amino acids)
Biological process (GO): protein phosphorylation; cell differentiation; innate immune response
Cellular component (GO): extrinsic component of cytoplasmic side of plasma membrane
Molecular function (GO): ATP binding; signaling receptor binding; non-membrane spanning protein tyrosine kinase activity
Source: RefSeq, a predicted model, not a curated record
AGGCCAGAAGUACUGCUAUAGAAGAUAGAUCCACAGAAAAUUUAAUUAUAAAUCAAUAUAGUGGUGUUCCUACAGUAUGUGUAUCCACCAAAAGAAAUGCAUACAAAAUUAUGCACAGAACAUCCACAAUGUUUUAUUUGAUGAUAUGAUACACCAAUGUUUUGUACUUGAAUAUUUCACUAAAUAUAAGAAUUAUAAGAGUUACUUCAAGUUAAGUGGUGGCAAAUGAAGGGAUUUAAGGGGGAAUCAGGGAUCAAUCAAUGAAUCAAUGAAUCAAUGAAAUCACUAUAAUAAUAUCUAACAACAUACACAUGACUCUGCAUGUUUCACCACUGCUGUACUGUAUUAUGGGCAAUUGUAUGUGCAUGACACACUAACUAAAUAACUAACUAUAUAUUUAUUUAUUUACUGCAGUGCAUCCACUCAAAAUAUAAACAUGUUCUAGCCAUAGAGUGUGUAUACAUUUAUAUUUAUUAUUACUUAUAUUUUAUAAACAGUCUAUGGUCCUUACAGGUACCACGUUAAAGGAAAGAUGCAGAUGUGCUCUGACAGCUGCAGAUGUGCGCGUGCGCAGAGCAGCCAGCAGAGGGCGCUGCAGGCCUGUAUGUGUCAUUGAAGAUGGUUAAAAAUUGAGGACGCUUUUCCAAUCCUCCUUUUUUCCCCACAUGAAACCAGGUCCGCUCUUCUCUUCGCCUCUCAUAGUAUCACCUCUUUACUAUCUCUACAGUCAGCCGGUUCUCCUCCUGUCAACAUCUCGUCUUCUUUACCGCUCUCGGAUCAGCUCGUACCGGUCGGAUCCGUGUCUGUUUCCAGCUGUGUGCCUGCUCCAGUCCCGCAGGCAGGGUCGGCCAUGUUGUUGUGUGGGGGUUGAUGUAAGUUUAGUAGUAGGAAGUAGCUCCUUCAAAGAGCUGGGACACUUUAGGCUCUCACUUUUUCCUUUCUUCUUUUUUUUAUAUAAACCGCUGUCAUGCUGUUUUGCUGCUGGAUUCCUCCUCUCUGACCUCACGGCGAUGACUGUCUCCUCCGCCGCCGCCGCCGCCGCCAUCCGUUACGACCGUUACGACCGUUACACCUUUUUCUGCUUUGAUUUAACUUCAGUCGCUCCGCUGGAUGGAUGAAGUGAGGAUGGAGUCGCUGGAAUAAAACUCAAAGAUUGAUUUCUUUUAAACAUCCCAGAUCAGGAGGGGAGGAAAAACGAGAAGAAAACACUCCCCAGAAAGGACGCGGAUUUGUGAAGCAGGGCGAGACGAUGGGCUGCAUUAAGAGCAAAGAGGACAAAGGCCCUACGAUGAAGUAUCGGCCAGAGAAUUCCCAGAUGUCAGACCCCAACGCCGCCGCCGCCAUGCCUCAUGUAGGCCACUACGGGCCGGAUCCCACCCAGCUGCAGCAGAAUCAACCUCCCUCAUCCUCGUCUGGCUCCGGGGCCGCAAACUUCAACCACACCCUAACGCCGUUUGGCGGAUCCUCCUCCGCCAUGACUCCCUUUGGAGGGGCGUCGUCCUCCUUCUCUGGUCCUGUGUCCAACUCGUUCUCUGGUGCUGCCUCAAGUGGUGUUACCUUCUUUGUGGCCUUGUAUGACUAUGAAGCCAGAACAUCAGACGAUCUUUCUUUUAAAAAAGGCGACCGCUUCCAGAUCAUCAACAAUACAGAAGGAGACUGGUGGGAAGCUCGCUCCAUCAACACGGGGAAGAAAGGUUACAUCCCGAGCAAUUAUGUGGCCCCUGCGGACUCCAUCCAGGCUGAAGAGUGGUACUUUGGUAAAAUGGGACGUAAAGACGCUGAGAGGUUGCUGCUGAAUCCAGGGAAUCAUCGAGGAACUUUCCUGGUGCGAGAAAGUGAAACUACUAAAGGUGCUUACUCUCUCUCCAUACGCGACUGGGAUGAAGCCAAAGGAGACAAUGUGAAACACUACAAGAUCCGCAAACUUGACAACGGGGGAUACUACAUCACCACGCGAGCGCAGUUUGACACAUUACAGAAGCUUGUCAAACACUACACAGAGCACGCAGACGGGCUUUGCCACAGGCUGACCACAGUUUGCCCCACAGUCAAGCCUCAGACUCAGGGGCUCGCUAAGGACGCCUGGGAGAUUCCCCGGGAGUCCCUGCGACUGGAGCUCAAGCUGGGACAGGGCUGCUUCGGAGAGGUCUGGAUGGGCACGUGGAACGGCACCACCAAGGUGGCCAUAAAGACGCUGAAACCGGGAACCAUGUCGCCGGAGGCUUUCCUCCAAGAAGCUCAGAUUAUGAAGAAGCUCAGACACGACAAACUGGUGCCUCUUUAUGCGGUGGUGUCCGAGGAACCCAUCUAUAUCGUCACAGAGUACAUGGCCAAAGGGAGCCUGCUUGACUUCCUCAAAGAGGGUGAUGGCAAAUUCCUGAAGCUCCCCUUGCUCGUGGAUAUGGCUGCACAGAUCGCCGACGGCAUGGCUUUCAUCGAGAGGAUGAACUACAUCCACAGGGACCUGCGCGCCGCUAACAUCCUCGUGGGCGACAACCUGGUGUGCAAGAUUGCCGACUUCGGUCUGGCCCGGUUGAUAGAGGACAAUGAGUACACAGCGAGGCAAGGAGCCAAAUUCCCUAUUAAAUGGACGGCCCCCGAGGCAGCUCUGUACGGCCGAUUCACCAUCAAGUCAGACGUCUGGUCCUUUGGCAUCUUACUCACUGAGCUUGUCACCAAAGGCAGAGUGCCCUACCCAGGCAUGGUGAACCGGGAGGUGCUGGAACAGGUGGAGCGAGGCUACCGCAUGCCCUGCCCCCAGGGGUGCCCCGAGUCCCUGCACGAGAUGAUGAAGCUCUGCUGGAAGAAGGAGCCGGACGAGAGGCCCACCUUCGAGUACCUCCAGUCCUUCCUGGAGGACUAUUUCACCUCCACGGAGCCACAGUACCAACCCGGAGAGAACCUAUAGCCUGCCUGGACUCUGAAGGCGAUCUCCUGGGAGAAGACUUGUUUAAAGGCAGACAGAGGACACGGGCGCUGAACUGUUCGACCCUAUAAAAAGUUGGCUGGAAACCACAUAAACCACUACUUUGUUCUACCUGUUCUUCAGUGUUUGGUUCUACUUUAAUUCAUGGUACUACACAAGUCUUAGCUGUGUGAAUUUUUGAUUUUUCCUGUGGAGUUUUUUUUUACCUGACGAGCCAGAUGGUUUGUUACAAGUCGUCCUUGGAAACUGUUUGGAAAAAGGG